Molecule: messenger RNA, 9730 nt
Organism: Procambarus clarkii (red swamp crayfish)
Lineage: Eukaryota; Metazoa; Arthropoda; Malacostraca; Decapoda; Cambaridae
Product: actin remodeling regulator NHS
Source: RefSeq, a predicted model, not a curated record
GGGGGACACUAUAGUCGGCCAGCCACACCCUGAGGGCACUAUAGUGGACCAGCAACACCCUGAGGGCACUAUAGUGGGCCAGCAACACCCUGAGGGCACUAUAGUGGGCCAGCAACACCCUGAGGGCACUAUAGUGGGCCAUCAAUACCCUGAGGGCACUAUAGUGGGCCAGCAACACCCUGAGGGCACUAUAGUGGCCCAGCCACACCCUGAGGGCACUAUAGUGGGCCAGCAACACCCUGAGGGCACUAUAGUGGCCCAGCCACACCCUGAGGGCACUAUAGUGGGCCAGCAACACCCUGGGGGACACUAUAGUGGGCCAGCCACACCCAGGGACGUGGUGCCUUAAAGCCUCUACUCAACAUAAAAUAUUUUACUUGCUCAUAUUUGUGCCUGGAAUUAAUGUACAGCUUUUGAAGAACACUGAUUUAUCUGUGCAAUUAAUAAAUAUAUUUGUGUCUUUUUAAAGAUGUUGUAAUACUAGUGAGGCUGCGAACGCCUUUAUAUAUGUACAACGAACGACAUUUUGAGUGGUACAAAUUGUGCAGUGAAAUAUCUUGAUGGUGGAUCACCAGAGGCGCCACAGGACACAUUGUUGUGACACACCCAGGUCCUCCAGCACCAGGUGGUCGGUAGUGGUGUGGAGACCCGCCUGGCGAGGAGGAGAACGGAGGCCAGUUGAGGCGGUUGAGGGGUGACUGAGGUGACGAUGUUGACACCCACUCUUGCCCUCACUUGCCACGCCACCUCCACCCCUACAACACCUACAGUAACUACCUGUAUCAUGUAAGUGAGGAGAAGAACGCCGCCUUACAUGCCUGCAAGCUUCGUGGCGCUACGGGAAUGGUGCUCUGACGACGAGACAUUAACGGAGGUGUCGCUGGCGCCGGUGUCACCGUCCGUGCCUGCGAGCGUGUGCCCGCCCCAGCAGGAGCCGGCGCAACACAAGCUGCCCUCGCCCGAGCAGCGGGUCCUGGCUCUCUCCCUCAAGUACCCGCCACAACUCGUCCCCAUCGACGUCUCCGGCACCGGCUUCAAGCGCCUCGAGAAGUUCCGCCAGUCGCUAGUUCACUUUGAGUACUACAAGGGGAAGCGGCGCAGGAAGCGGGUGAAGAGGAGGAACACCAUAGCUGACACCCGCGAUGCUCGCAUAGUCCUCGCUGGCUGUGAGCCUUCCACCUCGUCAGGGCGUGGGAGGUCAUCACCUCGCUCGGGGUCACCAAGCUCACGUGAAGGUGUGUCUUUCACCGAUCGAUCCUUUGAUACCACUGAAACAUUGGAAACAACAUCCAAUACUACUAAAACCAGCUCAGACAGAGAGAAUCAUCUUCAUGCUUUGGGUCUAGAAGUGAACAUUCCUGUACCUCCUCGUCAUGUUCACACCGUAUCUCGUCGUAUGGCUAAGGAAAAAAAUACCUUUAGGGAAAAUGAGUUAAUAAAUGAGCAUAAAGCUGGAUCUUCAGUAACCGAGCGGACUCAAGUAAACGGGUCCCAGCAGGCCUCUGGGCCCCACCACAACCACGUUUACGAAAAAGUUAAAAAUUCAAAACGUGACACUUCUGCAGAUAAACAUUAUCCCCAGAAGUCUCACCUUCCUAUAUCUUCGCAUUCGGCAGCGAUGAACGUGGCCGUUAAACUGAGGGAAGGCACAAGAGACGACGGCACGCACUCCUCUUCAGGUAACUGGUCCGCUUCCUCCAGCACCCGCACAUCCGUGGAGUUCGAUCAGCAGCGCCCAGCUGCCUCACCAACCUCAUCUCUUGAACAAGACUCCAUUCUCUCAGAGUCAUUGCAAAUUAGAUCUUCUUCUCCUUCAAGUAAUCAGCGAACAAACUCCAGAACAACUGAUGACUUUCCUUCGACAUCAUCCCAUGCAAGUGAUGGUACCUUAACACCUACACAAGAUAUACAAGAUAUCCCAUUCUUAGAUGAUGAUACUAGCUCAGCUUACUCUUGUGACACUGAAGGCUAUUACACAUCUUUUCAUAUAGACAGUGGUCUGCGUUCUGUAAGUUACGAAGGAAAUACAUUAGCCUGUGAAAACGAAUACGAAUUGUUUGGCAAAGGAAGCACCGGUACAACAAAUAGCUCGGCAAGUUUAGGAACUGUUGUCAUGAGGAAUCCUGAGAAAAAGACUCCUCCUAAGCCACCACAAAGGGUGAGCUCUCUAGAGAGAAAACGAGAAAACAGAGAAAGCAUCAUUACAGUAAUACAUGUGAAUGGUUCUACAUCUUCACGAGAAGAUGUGGCUGGAGAUGUAACAGACAGAGCUUGUAGUCAAGACGGUGAUAGCAGGAGCUCAAGGGAUGGUGACAGUGGACGUGAAACAUCUAGUUCUCCUACUGAACCCACAAGUCCACGUCAGCCCAGUUUACCAUCUCCAGAAUUAGAGUUCACAGAGUCUGACUUAGAAGCAGAGAGACAAGAAAUUUUACGUGUUAAAACAACAAUUAAUUCAAGUCGUAUACCAUCAAUGUGUGUCAUAACACCACCUCAAAGUGAUGAUGAAAGUGUUAGGUCUGGUAGUGUUCCGCUUUCCAGAGAAAAUUCAGGAUCACAGAUUGACAGCCAAGGGCAGCAGACACCUCCUCAGGGAAUUCUGGGUUCCCUUGCUAGUCAGGGGCAGACUCAUGGUGUUACUGCUAAACUACUUUCUUUUCAGAGUAGUGGUGCAAAAAGUGGCAGUGCAAGAAGUGGUGGUGCUAUUAGUAGUGGUAAGGCUGUUGUAGAUGCUAGUAUUAAUGAAAAGAAAGAUCCAGUAUUAAAAGGUACAGUUUUACCCCAUGGCUAUACCCCAACGCUUACUGUUAUUCCUCGUGGUAAGGAUGGGGACAUAAAUGCUCACUUGAAAGGUAUUAUGCAUACAGCAGCUGUAGCAUCUCCUGCACGACCUGACCCUGAUCAACCAGUGUUGAUAAGACCUUCUCUAGUCAAACAAGCAGAGAGAGAAAAGAGAUUAUCACAAGAGAGUGAUGAAAAGCAACAUGCUGAAUUACAAAAACAAGUAUCAAAAGAGCAUCAAAAGAUAACAAGUGAAAAAUCUAGGUCACAGAGCUCUGAAUUGGUAUCUUACAAAGAGCUUCCUCCUCCUACCGCAACUGGCGCUCACCCAUUUAGUGCUGUACCCACCAAUGUCAAACAGAGUGUAGUUAUCACACCGACCAACUCCCUAGAGAGAAGGAAGACUAACCUUACAAAAUCUGGGGCACGAGUUACACUCAACUCUGAUGGCAAGGUUGUUUAUUCCUCGGAUAGUUUGCCCCGCCGCAAAGGUCACUCUUCCUUUGAGCCUGGGCCAUAUAUUAAGCAGGUUGGGAACUCGUCACUACCCCAAUCUGCAGGAGGUACUAGUAAUGCUCACACCCUCACUGCAUCACACCUGAAGUCCUCUGUGUCGACAGCACCAAGUAGCAUACAGCAUCAACCAUUACCUGCUUCCACAACUUCAAAUAAUAACACAGUUCCUGUGACCCAAUCUCAUCCAAUGGCACAACGGCCACAACAGCCACUUCCACCUUCAGCAUCGUAUAUGAUGCCUACAUCAUUACUGCCAACACCUUCUCAGUCGAAGCAAACUUCAGAUGCAACGUCACAAUCUACACAGCAUGUUUCAUCUUUGCAACCUGUUGCAUCAUCUUUGCAACCUGUUAUGUCAUCUUUACAACCUGCUGCAUCAUCUUUACAACCCAUUACAUCAUCUUUACAACCCAUUACAUCAUCCUUACAACCUGCUGCAUCAUCUUUACAACCUGCUGCAUCAUCUUUACAACCUGCUGCAUCAUCUUUACAACCUGUUGCAUCAUCUUUACAACCUGUUGCAUCAUCUGUACAACCUGCUGCAUCAUCUUUACAACCUGCUGCAUCAUCUUUACAACCUGCUGCAUCAUCUUUACAACCUGUUGCAUCAUCUUUACAACCUGUUGCAUCAUCUGUACAACCUGUUACAUCAGUUUUACAACCUGUUUCAUCAUCAUUGCAGUCAGUCUCAUCUACUGUACAUCAUCAGUCUACUGCCACCCAGUCAUCUUUAGUAGGAUCAUCCCAUUGCCUCCAAGCCAUACCUUCUCAGUACACAACGACCUUGCCUUCUCAUACUCAUGUAGCUCCAGUAUCCCAGCCUCAUCCUACAUCAUCCUCAUCACAGUCAUAUUCAGAAAUGUCAUCACAGCCUCAAUCAGCAGCUCCAUCACAACUUCCACCCACAUCCUUAUCUCAACCUCUUCCAGUUUUGCCUCCACAGUCUAUGUUAACUCACUCUUCACAGCUCUUUCAAGCAUCUCAGUUACUCUCUAGUAUAACUCCACAGCCUAUCCUACCACCAUCAACACAGCCAGUUACUCAUCCUUCUACAAAGACUCAAACAAGCCAUCCAAAGCAGGACUCUCACCCCACACUUCAGAAGACUGCAGGUGUACCUCAGCCUGUGAACGUGACACAGGCACCGUCAUCAGUGCCGACGUCGUCAAGUCAGCUUGCUCGCCCACCCCAGCCACUACCCCAGCAAAGACUACAACAAUCUACACAACCACCUCUAUCUCCUGGUAGUCAAAAACAGGUGGCUUUUGUUACCAAAAGUGAUGCUGAUCAGAGCCUUGGUGAAAAACGACAUACUAGUGUUGCAGGAAGUUCCAAUGGCAUAUACGGAACUACACAGCAACAACAGCAGUUGAAGCAACAACAGCAGCAGAUCUAUCAGGCCCGGCAAGAAGCACAGAGGCAGCUAUUACAGCAGCAACAGCUGCAGAUUUAUCAGACACGCCAAGAAGCACAAAGAGCAAUACAGCAGCAGCAGCAAAUGCAGCAGCAACUUAUUUAUCAAACAAGAGAAGAAGCUCAGAGGCAGUUGCAACAGCAGCAACAGUUGAUGCAACAACAGGCACUAUAUCAGACUCGACAGGAAGUUCAUCAAGCACAGCAGCAGCAGCUACAGCAACAACAGUUGCAGGCUACAACUACAUCUGCAAGUGUAAUUAUGGCAUCCCAGGGAGCACCAAUGUCGCCAAGAAGUCAGCGAGCUGGGGCAUAUGUACACGUACAGGGUCAGGUUACUCAGGGAACAGCAACUCAACAGGUGGCAACAGUGCAGCCCGUACAAAGCAACCAGUCUAGCACUAAAAUUCCUCAGCGUCCCCAGAGUGCACAUGGGUAUCCCCCUGGUGGUACAACCUCUCGUGCACCUACUCCUGUACAGGGCCCCAUCACUUCCAGCCCUAGACGUGGAGCCCAAGCCAGCACUGAGGCCUUCACUCACCCACACCUGCGCACUGAUCCAGGUUUACUGUACGGAUCCCAGCGUAGCCUUCAAAGUGUGGGUUUAGUAGCUGAGGGAAGAGGAACCAGCCAGCAGCCGCAGCCUCCCAGACCUAUGUCCACAUCUCCACCUCCAUACAGUGAACAGCAUAGUAUAAUUGACAGUGAUAUUUAUGGCAGAAUUGGUAUGACUCGACAUGUUCAAGUUGGAGGAACCUUACCUGCUGGCUUUGGGAGAUAUCAGAGAGGGUACAGUUCUCUUCCCCCAUCCAGACGACAGUCAUUUGUACCUCAAACGCAGCAACAGCAGCAACAUCUUCAGCAGUUGACACAGCAGCAGCAGCAGCAGUUGUCUAGAAGAUCUAGUGUAGCUUCAUAUACAACUGGAAUGGACAGCAGAGGAGUGCGAAGGUCAGCUGCUUCUAACCCAAGCACUCCUGAAAAGGUUUUAGACAAAAAAGAGAAAUCCAGUAAAAAAGAAAAAGAUAAAGAUAAAAAGAAAAAAGAAGGAAAAAGUGAGAAACCGACUAAGAAAAAAUGGUUUUGGACUUUGCCUUUACGAAGAAAGAAGAAAAAUAAGGAUGAAUCAACAGAGGAUGAUGAUGGAGGCUUCAAGGCAGCAUCAGAGAAAGGAGCUAGAAAACCUGUUCCUCCAGAUGAUUCCAGCUUUAUUCGCUACCCCUCACCUGACACGGCUUCCUCAGAUAUGAACUCUUCAUACUCCAGUGAAAUUUCUGGUGAACAGAGUUACCGGAGUAGCCCAUCAGCUGAAGUUUAUUAUUAUAGCCGAAGAGCGCAGCACCAAGCUAUGCAGCUCCAACAACAGCAGCAGCAGCAGCAGGGAGCAGGAGGUAUUGGACCACGAUCACUACCAACUACACCAGUUUCUCCACCAGACAGCAACCAGUCAUCUUUUGUUUCUGUGAAUCCGUCACCCCAGAGUGUAAUGUCUGAUGUAACUGACCUUACAGUUACAGAUUUGACUCGAGGGCGGCGUUACAUGAGUAGAGAGGAACUGUACUCGGCAAUGCGCCACCCUCAGUAUUACAACUCAAACAGAGGUACAGUGACUGGACCUACUGGAGACUUUGCAAACCAGAAAACUACACCAACAUCUAGUCGUAGCACUUCCCCUGCUGUAUUUGGUGUCAAUCCCCUUCCACCAUAUACUAUUAGACCCCAGGUUCAGAAUGUUUAUGGCAGCUGGCCUCCUGAUCAACAGAUAAACCAGCAGGAGACAGGAGUUCCUCCUAGAGACCCAUCAAUGCCUCAACACUCGUUACCUGAUUCACAAUCUGAAGAUAUUUCACCCACAGCAGAUGUUGAUCCACCUGAAGGUUAUCAGGACUUAUCUUGUGAAAGCUUAGGCAGAUAUGAAUCUCAAUCAAAACAAAGCCCUAGUAAACUUGUAAGUGGUCAAGAUUCACAACAGAGCCAGCUGUCUCAACAAAAUCUUCAGUCUCUGUCAUUCCAACAAACUCAGUCAGGUUACCAGUCUCAACCUUCACAGUCUACUCCUAAGCAGACAACUCUGGGUGAUUUUAAAAAAAUGAUUUUAAAUAAAAGUAUGAGUUCUGCUGGUAGUAACCAAAGAAUUUCAGCUGUGGAAAUGCUAAAAGCGUCUCGGCCAGGAAUAUACGGAUACUCGCCGCCUCCUGCUCCUGUGGUAAAACCUCCACAACCAUCACCCUCCCAGAUACGUGGUGAAGGAGUAAUAAUUCCACCCUCCUCCCGCAACACUGCUAGAGCAUUACUCUUUCAAAGCCGUUUUGGUAGUGGCAGGAGAUUUCGUACACCAAAAACUGAAAUUAUUAGUACAACCAUAUUGGAAGAUCAUGGUGGAGAGGUCUGGGAAGAGGAAGAGGAGGAGGAGGAAGAGGAAGAUGACAGUAGUGCAGGAAGCCCGGAGCGGCAGUGUAUAUCAAACUUAAGGGGUCCAUUAGAACGAGCUUACAGUGAACCAUGUAGUUCUAACCGCACUACAUCAUCCCCUCCUCCUUCUCCUGUUGACCAUUCAGAGGAAAUUCUACAUUCAACCCCUAACACCACCCUUGACCAGCCUCCACAGCCACCAGACUUGUCUAUUAUUACUGCUGAUGCACAACAAGAUAUCGACUCUCCUUCAGCCAUGAAAGAUAAUGAAGCGGAUGAAAAAGAGUCUAUGGAAACAGCCCUCUGACAUGAGGCAUAAUCUAGUCCUUAAUAACUGUAAAAUGCUGCUCAAGAAUUUUAUACUUACUCCUGUCAAACCUUCCUUUACUCCUUGUGGGUGAUGAGCAACGCUUUAUACAUUCUGUAGCUGAUAAUGUAUUUUGGAUGUAGGGUACUUAAUAAUGUUUAAUUUCUUUCAAUAUCUGUAUUUAUAUAGUAAUGAUGUGCUUUGGCACAACAAAUAUAUAUUUUCUUGUCUUCAGAAUUUUUAUGUUACUUGUAUUCUCUCAAUUUGUUAUAUAAUUGUUACAAGACAAAAAACGUUUCAGAAAAUGUGUUCCUUGUCAGUCAGUAAAUUGAAAAUUGUUAUUGUAUCAGUCUCUUGAGGGAUCAAUUAUUGUUCCAUGUUAGGUGGUGUUGGGUGUGCACCUUGGCCCUCCUGGAGCUACCCUCCAACACUAUUGGUGUGUGCCAAUAGUGUUGGAUGGAUGAGCACAUUUGGUAGUGGGCUGUGCAGGAUUUUUCUUACUGCACCCUUAGACUUCUGCAAGACUGACACAAUGCCAGCCUUUAAGCAUGCAUGCUCUUAGGGAUUUUGGGAUAUACAUGUUUUAAUUCAUGUGUUCUCAAUGUUCGUACACUUUUUAUUUCAUAUCUGACAGAAGCGAACUUGUUUUCAUUAUUUCUUUUAUUCCAAGCCAUGUUGGUAAUGAUAUUAUUUUUAAUCAUGCCAAACUGACAAAUUUUAUUCUAAUGACUUUUUUGCCCUUUGCAGCUGGAGAUAAUUGUAUAAAAUAUGCUUUUCUUGCCUCAGUUAAACCUCUUUAACAUCGUUUAAAUUAUGCCAUGUCCAACUUGGUCAGUAAAGUUGGUGCAGAAAUAUGCAGUAAUCAAAUUUAAUUUCUGAAUAGAUAAUUACUCUCAGUGUAGUUAUAAUUUAGAUAUACUGUAAAAUUAUGAAUGUCAUUGCUACAUGCUAUUGUCUAUAGUGUAAGGUGAAUGAAUUGAGCUUUAGGUCUUGAAAUCUACUGCACCUUCAUUCCUGCUCAGCUGCCCAAGGAAAUAAAAUACAAAGGUACUACUUGUCUCAGGGGUACACACUUUGUUGCACAAACUUUGGAUGGUUUGUGUGACAGGCCAAAGUCACAUUUUCAUUCCAUACAACUUUGGACCAGGUGACCUUCAACCAUAAGCACAAAGUCAUUCAUACAAUCCAGAAAACACUCUAUAUCCUCAUGUUUUAUCAUAGACCGUUGACCAUGUUACCUGUAAACUUUAUACAAAGAGGAAGGUGGCCAACAAAUAUCAAUAGUAUUUUUUGCUGAUGCGUCAGUGUUGGUGGGCAGAAGCAAAACAUAAUAAAAUGUAUAGUCAACUUUCUUUUAUGUAGUAAAAUAUGAAUCUUGGUUAUGGUCCUUAUUUGCAUUUAUGGAAGGCUUAGUCAGUACCCUUACUUAGUCAAAUUUUGAUCUCGAUGACUUUUUUUUUUUUUAAACUAAUCUCUCCGUUUCUACUCAGUGAAGUUCCUGAACAUUCCCAAGACAUAAGCUAUUCCACAUUCAUUGUCAAUUUUCGGUUUUAAAAACCUGAAAGUUUAAACACAUUAUCUGAAUUAGGAAGUGCCUUUUUGUCCCUUGAUAAGUUCUGCCAUUUGUUGUAGCAAUAACUUAUAUAAUGUACAUAUUGUAUAUUGAUCAUACAAGCUUAUAGGAUAGGCAACGUCUGCCCCCCCUCUACUUAGUUUUUUACUGAACUGUAUAUUUAUGCUUUAGCUAUGUUAGACUUGCUGUGUGUUUCUUGAAACUGGUUUCGUAGAUGUGAAACCAAGAUAUUUUUUCCAAUCUUUAGACUUUGAAUAUUAAAGAGCCUGAGAAUGGUUUAGGCUCUCUGCUCAAACACAGAAUACAUGGAUGAAGACAAUUUUGUAAGUAGAGCUGCUUCAGUUUAUAAACAUUUUUGACAUUGUGUAAUUAACAAACACUUUAUAAACAAAUAACGGUCAUUCCAGAAGAAAGGAAUGUUCAAUUGCUGUUUUUAUUUGUCCUGGUCUUGACAGCUUACUGCUGUCAGUUAAGCUGAUAUAAAUAUUAUUUAAGUAAAAUUAAGACAUGCCAAAUUAAAAUUACAGUAUAUAUAGACUUACUAAUGGCCAGAAACCAAAAAUUGUGCUAUUUCAUACCAUUAUUGAGUCUUCCUUUUUAACUAUAGUCUAUGAAGCUAACACCAAAGUCAGUUUGCACCUCAGAAGAAUCUAGACAUGACAUGAUACUAAAUAUUGUAUUGUUUACGAGUCUCCGUGGGGUUAGCAAUAAAGACAUGACCUGGAAAA